AGCCCGGCUGAGGAGGGGGCAGCUGGCUCCAGGAGGACCCCUUCUUCUUCAUCAUCAUCUUCAUCAUCAUCAUCUUCCUCCUCCUCUUCCACCUCCAAAGGCCUCGCCUGACCAAGCAGACCUUGGACCCUGGACCCUGAGGAGGAACGUCUUCUGUGGGGGGCUUUGGGGGGGGCAGUGGGAGAAGCCCCUCCAGACGCCGGGCACCACCAAGGAGGAGCUGCCAGCCGUGCCAAGGUUGCCAGGGAAGGAAGGAGGGAAAGAAGGGUGCCUCCAUGACGACCCCCCGCUUGGUUUCUAAAGACCUGAAUGCUCACGUCACCAUUCACUGAAGCAUGAACAUUGGACAUGGCCACCCGCCGCUGCACUCGCAAGCCUUUGCUGGCACCCGGAGUUUCUAGAAUGGUUUGGAAGCAUCUUGUCCUCUUUUUCCUUUGGUUGCCAUCAGUUGUUUUGGGUGGAGCUUCUCCCACCUCCUGCCCAGCUGCUUGUUCCUGCAGCAACCAAGCAAGCCGGGUUAUCUGUACACGCCGGGAACUGGUGGAAGUGCCAGAGAGCAUUUCUAUCAACACACGGUACCUCAACCUGCAGGAGAACAACAUCCAGGUCAUAAAGACAGACACUUUCAAGCACCUUCGCCAUCUUGAGAUUUUGCAAUUGAGCAAAAACCUCAUCCGUAAGAUUGAGGUUGGAGCCUUCAAUGGCUUACCCAACCUCAACACGCUGGAGCUCUUUGACAACCGGCUGACCACUGUCCCCACACAGGCCUUUGAGUACCUCUCCAAGUUGCGGGAGCUGUGGCUGAGGAACAACCCCAUUGAAAGCAUCCCCUCCUACGCCUUCAACCGAGUCCCUUCCUUGCGCCGCCUGGAUCUUGGAGAGCUCAAGAAGCUGGAGUACAUCUCAGAGGCAGCCUUUGAAGGCUUGGUCAACCUGCGCUACCUGAACCUGGGCAUGUGCAACCUUAAGGACAUCCCAAACUUGACAGCCUUAGUGCGUCUGGAGGAGCUGGAGCUGUCUGGGAAUCGCCUGGACAUGAUCCGACCAGGCUCCUUCCAAGGGCUGACCAGCCUUCGCAAACUGUGGUUGAUGCAUGCCCAGGUGGCCACCAUUGAACGCAAUGCCUUUGAUGACCUCAAGUCCUUGGAGGAGCUCAAUCUUUCCCACAAUAACUUGAUGUCUUUGCCACAUGAUCUCUUCACCCCCUUGCACCGCCUGGAGCGUGUCCACCUCAACCAUAACCCUUGGCAUUGUAACUGCGAUGUGUUGUGGCUCAGCUGGUGGCUCAAGGAGACAGUGCCCAACAACACCACCUGCUGCGCCCGGUGCCAUGCACCGCCAAACCUCAAAGGGCGGUAUAUUGGAGAGCUGGAUCAAAGCCAUUUCACCUGCUAUGCCCCAGUUAUAGUGGAGCCUCCCACUGACCUUAAUGUGACUGAGGGGAUGGCAGCUGAGCUGAAAUGCCGGACAGGGACCUCCAUGACAUCAGUCAAUUGGCUGACGCCAAAUGGAACGCUGAUGACUCAUGGUUCCUAUCGGGUCCGCAUCUCUGUCCUCCAUGAUGGCACGCUCAACUUCACCAAUGUGACUGUCCAGGACACAGGGCAAUACACUUGCAUGGUGACCAAUUCAGCUGGCAACACCACAGCUUCAGCCACACUCAAUGUCUCAGCUGUGGAUCCAGCCACCACCGGUUACACCUACUUUACUACAGUGACUGUGGAGACCAUGGAUUCGGGUCAAGAAGAAUCCGUUCCCACCAAGAAAGAACCAGGGCCAACACCAUCACAAGGUUGGGGCAUGACUUACUCCACCACCUCUCUAACCCCACGCAGUACCCGUAGCACUGAGAAACCAUUCACCAUCCCAAUCACUGAUGUAACCGAGGGUGGCAUGAAAGACUUGGACGACGUUAUGAAAACCACCAAGAUCAUCAUUGGCUGCUUUGUUGCCAUCACCUUCAUGGCUGCCGUGAUGCUGAUUGUUUUCUACAAGCUCCGCAAACAGCACCAGCUUCACAAACACCAUGGGCCCACGAGGACCAUCGAGAUCAUCAAUGUGGAAGAUGAGCUGCCUGCUGCGGCUGGGGGCCCUGGCGACAGCCACUUGGCUCUUCCUGCCAUCGAGCAUGACCACCUCAACCACUAUGCUGCUUUCAAGGCCCACUACAACAACAACAGUGGUAGUGGGCCUCUCACCUGUGGCUCCAAGAACCCCAUGCUCAAUUCUAUCCAUGAACCUCUCUUGUUCAAGAGCAGCUCGAAAGAGAACGUCCAAGAGACACAGAUAUGACGGCCAACAGACCCAGGCAACAGGGAAUACUUACAUGGUGGGAGGGUGGCGACAAAUCCAUCCAUGCAGUGGGGGAAAUAUUGAGGAACAGCUCCUCCUUCCCCACCCAC
Messenger RNA from Sceloporus undulatus (fence lizard), 2402 nucleotides. RefSeq names its product leucine rich repeat containing 4B (gene LRRC4B). The coding region runs from base 349 to 2292 and encodes 647 amino acids. Gene Ontology annotation, molecular function: protein binding. The transcript has 2 exons. Gene Ontology annotation, cellular component: plasma membrane. NCBI's taxonomy places the organism in Eukaryota, Metazoa, Chordata, Lepidosauria, Squamata, Phrynosomatidae. The record is from RefSeq and is a predicted model, not a curated record.